ACUCAAUUUUGGAUUGAUUGGGAGCUCACUACUCAAUUCAGUGCUUUUAAAAUUAGCUAGAAAACCAAUUUAUUUAAACAAUGUCUGGAGUUCGAGCAGUCACAAAAUUAGCCACUACUCCAGGCCCUAUUGGAAAGAAACACAUAGAAGUAGCACAACAAUGGAUCGGGUCUGCAGCAGCCUUUGGAGCCGUAGCAGGUGUUACGCUAUGUUAUGUCACUGACUGGAGGGUUAUCGUCGAUUAUAUUCCUUAUUACAACGGCAAAUUCAAAGAACAAUAAUUUAGUGAUUGUAUACCAAUAAGAUGUUCCAGGGAGUUCAGUAAUAGAUAAAUAUUUAUUGAAAUAAAUAAGUUCGUGUAGAUAUGUUCCAUUAUACGUUUUACCUAUAAAUGCUUUUCAUUUUGACGUAAUUUUUGAAUUUUAUGGUAGUUUUUUGCUUGGGCAAUAGUUUUCCCAAGUUGAAGGAAUAUCACAUUUAUGAAGAAAUGUGGGUUGCAUAUAUUUGGCUCAACUAAUGAUUUUAACUGGUAUUUUUAGCAGAUUGCUUUAUAUAUUGAAUUGUACAAUAUCAUCUAAAACAGUUGAUAAAUAUACUAAAA
Messenger RNA from Diabrotica balteata, 601 nucleotides. The record is from the annotation of a GenBank genome assembly. NCBI's taxonomy places the organism in Eukaryota, Metazoa, Arthropoda, Insecta, Coleoptera, Chrysomelidae.